Molecule: messenger RNA, 4272 nt
Organism: Magallana angulata
Lineage: Eukaryota; Metazoa; Mollusca; Bivalvia; Ostreida; Ostreidae
Product: inter-alpha-trypsin inhibitor heavy chain H3-like
Exons: 12
Coding region: 598-3345 (915 amino acids)
Biological process (GO): hyaluronan metabolic process
Molecular function (GO): serine-type endopeptidase inhibitor activity
Source: RefSeq, a predicted model, not a curated record
CUCCGUGUUCAAAUUGUGUCAGAGAAGCGCGCUUCCAUCGCUGAGUUUGUAUGUACAUUGAUACAUAUCUGCAUCCUAACCACUGCUCGCUGAGUGGCCGUGUCAAAAUCUCUGCUAGCUGCUGUACUUCCGGCGCCCUUGGACCCGAGGUGUUCACUUAUCUUAUUAUUGGACCGGCUCCAGCUCUCUUGUUUCUCACAAGGGAGAGGUGGCAUUACCGAACGAAACCCGUGGGUGAAGUCAUAGUUGUGAGGGACAGGGGGUUUUAGAGGGAGACAUUUUCCUUCGCCCGUGAACGCUACUCACCGGCAGUAAAUACACUAUGAUGCGAUUCCGCGAGGAACCGACCAAAAGGUUUAACCCCCCGUACGAUGAAACUUAGAUCCAUCUCUCUGAUAACUUCUCAAAUUGCGGAAGAAAAUACUUCAAUAACAAAUAGAAAUUGGCUUGCACUCUUGUUGGAGUUCUACACGCGGUAACCAUGUAGCGGACUUCUAUACACGCCGGGCUCUGAGGUUUUCUAACACGUCGGCCAAGUGAGUUGUAAAGCUCUCGUCUAUUGAUACAUUCCAUUUUUUACAUGUUGGAAAUUAAAGCAUGGCUGGACUUUUUGGAGAACUCCGCUGUUUUUGUUUGUUCGUGUGUUUUGGUGUUUCUUUGUGUUUCACAAAUUCCUUGGAUUUAGAUUUCAAGCCCAAGACAACCAAAGUAGUAUCUCUCCACAUCAAGUCCAGUAUACUGUACCGUUUUUCGUCCACUAGUGUUACCAGUACUAUAAUUAACGAUGACGUCAGAGCAACGGAAACCUUCUUUGAGGUCACGUUACCGGAUGCAGCAUUCAUUUCAAACUUCACGCUAGAGAUUGACGGAAAUGUUUAUCUGGGAGAAAUCAAGGAAAAGGAGGUAGCUAAGAACACUUACGAAAACGCCCGGUGGAUGGGGCAGUCAGCAGGGCACAUAGAAACCAGACCAAGGGACACAAACAAGUUCAAGAUUUCUAUAAAUAUCGCGGCCUUCAGCGAGGUGACCUUCACCCUGACCUACAAUGAACUGCUCCAGCGGCGGCGCGGGAACUACGACCACACGAUCUACGUCAAUCCGGGUCAGAUCGUGGACAGUCUGCUGGUGGAGGUCACCAUUCAGGAGUCACGUGCCAUCACACAGCUCCAUGUGCCACCGCUCAGAGACGAUAUUCUGACAGAACACCAGAACAGCCUGUGGAAUACCUACGCCACCAUAAGGCGGCCGUCCUUGACCUCAGCCUACAUCCGGUACAACCCGUCCCCGGAAGACCAGAAGCGCGCAUCUUUACAGGGCAUGUCGGGAUUGUUUAUUGUUGAAUACGAUGUAGAGAGGACAACACAUGUUGGAGAAGUGAUGGUGGUCAAUGGGUAUUUUGUUCAUUACUUCGCCCCCCAAGGCCUGCCCAGAAUGAAAAGAAAAGUUUUGUUUAUCCUAGACUACAGUGGAUCUAUGCUGGGCACAAAAAUAACCCAACUCAAGACCGCCAUGUCCGAAAUCUUAUCAAACCUCGCUAAGGGCGAUCGGUUCAACAUCAUCCGGUUUAACGGUGACGUCACAAAAUGGUGGAACCAUUCUGCACUGGUGGAGGUGAACGAGUACAGUGUGAACGCCGCCAAAAACUUCAUAAAUGACAUCGAGGCUGAUGGCUGGACCAACAUCAAUGACGCCCUGAGCGAGGGCAUGGACCUGCUCCAGGAGGAUGACGAGAGGGACCCGACCUACGCCUCCCUGAUGAUCUUCCUGACGGACGGAUACGCCACAGAGGGGGAGAUGGACAACUCCAAAAUCCUGGACACCAUUAGCAGCCGGAACAAGGACAAGGUGCCUAUCUUCAGUCUGUCGUUCGGGGACGAGGCGGACUAUGGCUUCCUGAAGAAGCUGUCAGCCCAGAACAACGGGUUUGUCAGGAAGAUCUACGAGGAGUCGGAUGCUUCUCUACAACUGACGGGGUUCUAUGGCGAAGUCGCCUCCACACUGCUGUCUAACUUAACCUUCCGGUAUCUGGAUGACACGGUGGUAGGGAAAUCUGUCACCAAUACGAUUUAUCCGAUUUUCUUUGAGGGGUCGGAAAUUGUGAUUUCAGGAAAGGUGUCCGAAGUCAACGUGUCAGCCAUGACGUUAGAAAUCUGCGGGACGAGCUCUAAAGGCCCCCUGGAAUGGCGGACAGCUACUGGGAAUAAUAUCUUUGAUCUGAUUCAGAACGCUCCAAGUGAAUUAGUGGCCUCGAAUUUCUCCGACAUUACUGAGAAGAUAUGGGCCUACAUGACAAUCAAACAGCUAUUAAUAAACAGACUCCGUGAACGGAAUGCUACUGCCAGAACCGAACUCAAACGAAAGGCACUUGAACUGGCUCUGAAGUACAACUUUGUGACCCCUCUAACCUCCAUGGUCGUCACCAGGCCCCAGGACGAGAACGUCAUCCGGCCCAGCGCUGACUUACGGUUGAACGACAGCCCUUACUCUGUGUGGGGAGACACACUAAAGGGGAGCUUGGAACUGAAACGGAACAAGCUGUCUUUUGUUGAUAGUGACCCCCAUUUCAUUGUUCGCGUGAAAGGUCUGAAGGAUUCCGUCUGUUUUGAUGUGAUGGGGAAUGAGGGCGACAUAUUCAACCUGGUAAAGGACGAGAUAUCUGGAAUAGUUGUCAAUGCUAAAGUCGCCACAUCAUCAGAAGGGUCACGUAUUAAUUCGACCUCCACCAAACAUAGGAACGGAACUCAAGAGAGCAAAUCUAAUCUAAAAACCUAUUUCGGGGAAAUAACGAUUUCCGGAGAUAACAGUGUUAUCAAUGUGUCGCCCGAUCAAUGGACAGUGAAUGGACUUCCCUACAAUUGGCGACCGGCUCAGACGAUCACGGUACACAGAACAAAGCUGGUGACGGACGGGACAGGCAAAAUGAUUGCCCUCAUGUUUCCUCACAAGAUAACAUUACUGAUUGUUCGUCACAUGAGGACCGAGAGACAGUUAGAGAUGGGGAAAAUUCACUUCCUGGGGUUUUACAUUGUAGACGAUAGGGGAUUUUCUUGGUAUACACACGGACUUUUAGGGCAAUUCAUUUACCGACGAAUAUCUUUAGAAAAAAAGAAAACCUCGAAAAUUGGCAAAACCAGAGGGAAACUGAAAAUAGAAGGAAACACAAAGCGCAUGCGCCGCGUGUCGGCCCUGCUGGGCAAACGUGUUAACUUAGCCAUAAACGAUUAUGUGUCUUGUUGGAUGGUUCAGAGAAAUGGCCGACGGCUGAUUGACGGUGUGUUCACGGACUAUCUUGUAACGAACUCAACGUCACCACAAUACCGGAAACGGAAGCGGAGUAAGACGUAAGGAACAGUCACGUGAUGGAAAAAAGCACAUAGAGAAAGCGGAAAAAAGGAAAAGGUCACGUGAUAAAAAAAAUGCCUCAAUAAUUUAAACUAUGUGAUUAUGAACCAUACGUUGCAAUGUAUUGACCUUAAGCUGUGGUUUGUUAAUAUUUUUAUUAGUUGAAUUGAUCGUUUAUAUGUAUAUUUAUGUACAAACAUUUUAUGAGAUGCAAUAUAUGUUGGUAUUGCAUUCGUUUUGAAGAAUUUACAUCGUUUUUUCUAUUUCUCAAAUACUUUGACUGCUCACUUCAUAUUAGGCUGAUAAAUAUAUUUGACUUUUAUGAAUGGAUAUCACACAAAAAACCCCCAGGAAAUCUACCAACAUUUACUUUCGAGUACAAUAUUACUUCUUGAUAAGAAUGAUUUAUAAUAGAUACAUUGGUUGGUAACUAUUGAAUAAAACUACUACCGUUGAACUAAUAUUUAUCCGAAUAUUCGUAAAAUUAACAUUAUCGCUUUAUUAUUUUCAACUGUCAAAGGAACAAUAAGAGGGAAAAGGUAGAAUUUCUGCCGGCAGGUUUUUUUUUUACAUAAUUGGGAUGUCUUUAUCUAAGACGUUAUGUUUCGUUUCUAUGAUAAAUAUGAUAAACAUGUACAUAAUUAACUUCCUGUGUUUACUCUUUUGUGUUUCAAAUUGUUUUGAAGCUGAUGCAUUUUCUCUCUCAUUUUUACAUGCAUAGUGUAUACAUCACAAACGUGCUACGGUUCCUCGGCGAAAGAAAUAAAUUACACUCCCUGGGAAAAGGAUUCACAUUUCUCUUUCUCUCUCUGUUAUUUGCAUUAUUUAUAAAUUCUUAACGUUUUGCUGGAAAUAUCACUGAAUAAUAUCACCUUAUUUGGCAUUUGUUGUCAGUUAUAAAGGAAUAAAGGUUUAUGAUACAAUAUAUAU